Messenger RNA from Penaeus chinensis, 2522 nucleotides. RefSeq names its product zinc finger-containing ubiquitin peptidase 1-like. The transcript is spliced from 11 exons. NCBI's taxonomy places the organism in Eukaryota, Metazoa, Arthropoda, Malacostraca, Decapoda, Penaeidae. The record is from RefSeq and is a predicted model, not a curated record. The coding region runs from base 130 to 2037 and encodes 635 amino acids.
GGCAGCUCAAAAAUCAAUGCGGGAGUCGCCGCCGGGAGUUCUCGGGAUUUUUCUUAAGAAUACCAGUGACGGAGGACCUUCCGGAAGAAUUCUUAGUGACGCGUGGUGACCGAGUCGAGGGUGGUGAGGAUGGCUGCCAAGAUGCCGGAGGCGUUGUAUUCGUGCGAGGUGUGCGGGCAAGAGGGCCUCACGGACGACGACCUGCGAUCACACAUGCUCCUAGCGCACUUGGAGGGCACCGCCUCCUGCCCCUUCUGCGACCUCGGGGACAUCAGUCCGGAGGAGAUGGUCCACCACGUCAACAUCGCCCACCUGGACUACCUGAGUCCCCAGGACGAGUCGCUGGAGGAGACGUUGAUGAUCACCAAUGGGUUCGGUGACCACGUGUUAAUCGACAGCAUUUUCAGAAAAGGCCGAGUAGGCAAUGCCGCGAUGGACAAUCAUGUGCCUGUGAUCACGGUGGAGGACGAUGAUAACGAUAACUAUAACGCCAACCUAAGCCCUUCGCACGGCAAGGGAGGGAGCCCCGGCAACCAGGGGUCACCCGCCCGCGCUCAACUCUCCCUCAACCUCAAUCAGCUGGACAGACGGAACAGACUGGCCAGCCCCGGGGUGCGCAGCCCCCUGAUCGACACCAGAGUGACCCAGUGCCCGAUCUGCGGCAUGAAGGAGCCCUCGCCGGCCAAGUUGGAGGAGCACGUCAACAGAGCCCACUUCGACCUGACCUCCCCGUCCUUCCCCUCUGUCACGCCGCAGGAGGAGGUGUCGCUCACGUGCCCGCUGUGCAUGAAGCAGUUCGAGUGCAGCCCGGACCUGGAGCUGCACGUGAACAUAGAACACAAAGAUAUCCUCAGUCCGGCCAAGUCCACAGUUGCAACACCUGUGGAAAGCGAAGGAAGCGACAUUGGAUCUUGCCCAGUAUGCAGCCGAGCAGGGUUCAACACCCACAAUGAACUUGCAGCUCAUAUUGACACUCAUUUCUCCAGAAAGUCUUCUAUUGAGACCCCAGAAGAUGGAGGCUGGGAGAGACGUCUUGUUACUGAGUUGGAGAAGCAAGAGAAAGAGGUGCAGCGGAUGAGAGAGCAGCAGGAAUUUUCUCUUUUACGGGCACAGUACGGCAUGGAUAAUGAGGGUAACUUCUCACAACAAUCUCUCACCAACAUGCAGAGAGCGGUUUAUGCUGGAGAGAUGACAGUGGCAGACUAUUAUGAGAGACAGAUUGAGCUGAAGAUCGCUGAGAAAAAUGGUGUUGAUGAUGGAAGAGCUUGUUCAAAAGGUCUUCUUGGGGCAAUAAAAGCUGUAAGUGAAAGCAGUAACAAUGUUCGCGCAGCACAUUUCUGCACCACUGUUGACCACUACGGCUCGACAUAUGGGGAUCGAGGCUGGGGUUGCGGCUACAGAAACAUCCAGAUGCUGUUCAGUUCAUUACAGCACCACACGGGCUACUACUCUCGUCUCUUCUCUGGACCAAAUGUCAUGCCUUCUAUAUCACAACUCCAGAGACUUAUUGAACAAGCAUGGAGAAAUGGCUUUGAUCCUCAGGGAUGUGAGCAGUUAGGGGGAAAGCUGUGGAAUACAAGAAAAUGGAUAGGUGCUACGGAAGUGGUAACUUUGCUCUCAUCCUUUAGAAUCAAAUGCCACCUUAUAGACUGCCAUCGACCAACAGGAGCAGAUGGGACACAUCCAGAGUUGUUCCGAUGGUGCCUUGAAUAUUUUUCCAAACCUGCAGAGUUCAAGCCUCCUAUUUAUCUUCAGCAUCAGGGACACAGUCGAACAAUCAUUGGAGUAGAGCAGCUGGGAGGAAAUGAGGGAGGACUACGGUUACUGGUCUUGGACCCCUCACAUUCCCCCACUCAGAUGUCACAGCUCCUUCACACACAGACAGCUCCAGCAGGGAUGAGGCUACUUCGGAAGCCUCUCUCAAGCAUGAGGGCCAAGCAGUAUCAAAUGGUCAUAGUAGUUGGCCUUAUGGAGACAGAGCAAGAAUAUAAGCAAAGCAAAAUUCUUCAAGCAUCAACCAGGAUACCCAAAGAUUGAGAACAAGUUUAGAAGUUAACUGAAAAUAUUAUGUUAGAAAGGUGUUCUGAACGUGAUAUUUCAUAUUGAGAUAAAUAGAACCGUGUCAGUUUGUGAAUCAACUAGUGCAGACCUGGAAACCAAAGCAAAGCUGGCCCACUGCCAAUCUUAGAUUACAUGUGAUAAUAUUCCCUUUCAGUUUUUGUAUCAUGCUGUCUCUGUUAAAACUGGUAAGAUAGAUUGGAGAGAAAUCAGUGGGCCACAUUAGUGAUCUAGCUGCUAGCGAGUGGUUAUUGUGUCUCUCUCUGCUCAUUCUCUUUAAACCAUAUCUUGUACCAAGAGAAUAUUCCAUAGGAUAAUCCCUCUUGAUGCUAGACUGGAAAUUCUCAAAUAUCAUGCAGGACUUUCUUUUUUUUUCUAUAUUUUUCUGUGUGGUUCUUUCUUUCUUUUUUCUAGGCCCAGUUUUUCUCUCCCUCUCUCCAACUUCCUCUUACUCUCUCUCUCUC